Molecule: messenger RNA, 2472 nt
Organism: Plutella xylostella (diamondback moth)
Lineage: Eukaryota; Metazoa; Arthropoda; Insecta; Lepidoptera; Plutellidae
Source: RefSeq, a predicted model, not a curated record
GUCUCGUGAAUAUAGGUAGCUUGAUCAAUAGGUUAUUGAUUUCAAAGAAGAAAUGUUAUAAAUAAAUUAAAAUAGUCUAAUCAGAUACUAUAAUGUUUUAAAAUUAUAAAAGUGAGUGAAGGGAUGUAGUUAUGAGUGUACCUCGGUAGUGAAUGUGUGAAAAGUGAUUAAGUUUAACCUGUACCUAUGUAUGAGUAUAUAUACCUACAUUGAAUUUUAUGUUAUUCUACCUAAUUAUAUAGUGUAAAGUGCUCAUUUCCAUCCCACGAUGUUGUCGAUAAUAUCAUCGUUUGGACCUUUUGUCAGGCAGUACAUUAUUGUAAUUAUCGCCGAUCUUUCUCUCUUCACAAGUGGGCUGGGUCUAGCAUGGACUUCGCCGAUGCUCGUCAAGUUAGCCGAUGAAACCAACCCGGUGUACGAAACACCUAUUACAGGCACCGAGGCGUCAUUGAUCGUGUCUUUGGCCGUUAUUGGUUCUGUUACAUCGAACUUCCUCGCGGCGUAUUUAGUGGAUAAAUUAGGAAGGAAGAAAUCAAUUUUGUUGUCGUCCAUACCAAGAAUAUGUUGUUACCUCAUGCACUAUCUUGCCACGGCGGCAUGGAUGAACUACGUCGCCAGAAUCUUGGGGGGUUUCAGCGAUGGAAUCAGCUACUCCAUAGUCCCAAUGUAUGCAUCGGAAAUAGCUAGUAAAGAAAUUCGUGGUGCCCUUGGAACACUGUUUCAAAUAUUUUCGGCUUUUGGAAUUCUGCUGAUGAUGACAGUCGGUCCGUUCAUGGACUACUACACUCUGAACAUGUUGUGCCUGGUGCUGUGCGUCGUCACUGUUGUUCCGAUUUUGUUUAUUCCUGACAGCCCCUAUUUUUUACAUAAGCAUGGUAACAAAAAUGAGGCUAUAGAAGUCCUAACAUUCCUACGACCCUCAGAGUCUGAAGUAAAGGAAGAAAUACUAGAAUACGAAAUGGAAGAGGAAGUAACUGACAUGACAAUCAAAGAGCUAUGCAAAACUGCAAAUUUGCCGAUUCUAAAGGUUAUAGCUAUAACUGUGGGUAUCGGAGUUGGAAGUCAGAUUACAGGAUUCAACGCAUUGGCCCUGUUCUUGCAAACUAUAUUGGCUUCGACGAAUUCUAGUGUGUCUCCUGAGAUAGCUUCAGUGAUCAUUGGUGUGAUCCAGUUGGUAGGCAGCUUUUUCACUGCAUCUAUCAUUGAUCGAUUUGGACGGAAGCCCAUUUUGUCUACCAGCAUUAUAGGAGUGACUAUCGGGAUGAUUGGCUUGGGUACUUUCUUUUACAAAACAUCUGACGGUGAUGUCUAUGGAUUUUGGAACUAUUUACCGCUCAUUUCAAUCAUUUUAGCCGAUUUCAGCUUCAGUUCUGGUGUCGGCUGCCUCAUGUUCCCACUGAUGGCCGAAUUGUUCGACGGAAGAUCUCGGGCCAUAGGAAUGUCUUUCGGCGUGAUAUCCUGCUUUACAGCUACAUUUAUUUUGACGAUAUCCUUUAGUUCCUUAGUAAACGCUAUUGGGCCUGCUUUCACAUACUGGCUCUUUAGUAUCAACUGUGUACUAUACUUUGUGUUUAUUCUAGUAUUUGUGCCAGAAACUAAGGGUAAGACGUUUGCUGAAAUUCAGGUGCUACUGGGAGUAAGACCUGCUGAGCAAAAAAAGUGUGAAAAAGAACAAUUUAGGGAAAUAAUGUGAGUAAUAAAUACAGUUUUAAAUUGUAGGCCUUGCAUUUUAAUAUAAUAAAUAUUGUGAAAACGAUUCCAUGUUGAGAUUUCAAAGAAAACAUUAUAGUUACCACCCUAAUAAUUCUAGAUAAUUAUAUUCUACAAUGCAACAUUCCUGAAUACAAUAUUGACAAGAUUGUAAUUUGUUUGACAUGGUUUAUUUAUUGUUAUGAGAGGUGUUCUCAGAAAGUAUAAUAAGCAAAUACUAAAAUAUAGGUAGGUACUAAGUUAUAAUUUUUUCAGCUUGAAUAUUUAAUCAUAAAAAGUGGUAGUGUAAAAAUAAAAAAAUUGUAAUGGUUUUUUACAUAUAAGCUGUAAAUGCUUCUUUCAUAUAAGUCCUUUUCUGUAUUUCUCACUUUAGCACUUUUAUUGUUCACAAUACUGCUGCAAACUAAACUGUAUUAGUACAUGUUUAAUAAUAUGGGUGAGAAUAGUUAUAGCACAUGCAAAUUGUAAAUCUAAAUAAGUUUUCCGGUUCGGGCUAGCGACAGAAUAGCGUCACUGGGCAAUCCUGUUCCGUGACAACAAAGCUGAGUCGCCCGGCCCAUUCACACUAUACACAACUACUGUGAAUAAAGCCUGUAACUGUAAUUCAGUUCAUUUAUUACAAAACUACCCACAAAAUUAUGAAAAAAAAAGUUAAUUUUACGUUUAGUUUAGUUAAGUACUAUAUUAAUUAAUGUUUUUGAAAAUAUCUUAAUUAUGUCGUGUAUGUUGUGAUUUAGUGUGAAUAAAUGAAUUUAAUUUGAA